ACAAAUGUCCUCAGAGGUGGUGUCUGAAGUGCAGGUGUCUCUGAAGGAACUUCCCAUGGACAGCUGGAUGGAUCACCUGCCCUGUGCUCUAUGGGACGUUCCCCUGAGGAACCUAGCUAUACCAGGAAGCCACAAUGCCAUAACCUACUGUCUGGAUAGGAGUGACCGCUCCCCUGUCGACCUGACCCAACCUGAUUUGCUGCAGAAGCUAGACAAAUACAUGAAGCCCCUGAUACGACCGUUUGUUUAUAAAUGGGCAGUUACACAGGUAUGAUUUUUAACAACAGAUCAGGGGUGUCAAACUACAUUUCUGGAGCACAAUGUUGUACACUACACUCACUGUAGAGGUAUGACACUCACUGUAGAGGUAUGAUACUAUGGAGUGUACACUACACUCACUGUAGAGACCGUUCUUCAGGAGAUCAGAUCCUGGCUAGAUGUCCAUUCUAGAGAGGUGGUUCUGCUGUCCUUCAGUCACUUCCUGGGUCUGAACCAGGACCUCCACACUGGACUUAUAUCCACCAUCAGAACCAUCUUCAACGCCAGGCUCUGUCCAACUACGGAAGUGGUGACGCUGAGGAACCUGUGGUCGUUGGGUUACCAGGUGAUUGUCUCCUAUGAGCACAGCAUGGUCAGCCUCUGUAGCGACCUUUGGCCUCACAUCCCCUACUGGUGGGCCAACAAGUGUAAAGCCGAGGCUCUGAUCGAGGAGUUCGAACACAGGAAACAACAUGGCCGCCCAGGAGGGUUCUUUGUGACGGGCAUCAACCUGACAGAGGAUCUGAAGUACAUCUGUUCUCACCCCACUGAGUCUCUGAAGGACCUGGUGAUGUCUACCUACCCUGCCCUGCUCUCCUGGGUCAGGGGCCAGAGCCCCGGCUCCGACUCCCACUCCCUCAACAUCAUAGCUGGGGACUUUGUCUCAGAGAGCCACUUCGUACCCACCGUCAUCGCACUGAAUCAACUUUUAGUCCACUGCACUGGUCCUUGUGAUGUUAGCAGAGGAAACUGACCCAUCUGCUGUGUCCCAAAUGACACCAUAUUACCUCUGUAGCCCAUAGGCCUCUGGUCAAAGUCGUGUGUGUGUGUAGGGAAUAGGGUGCCAUUUGGGAUGCAUUAUCUGACACAUCUUAUUGCACAGAAUACCAUGUUUUAACUAUGCUGUAGAAGAGGAUGGGACUGCAGCAUGAUACCAUGUUUUAACUAUGCUGUAGAAGAGGAUGGGACUGCAGCAUGAUACCAUGUUUUAACUAUGCUGUAGAA
This is a messenger RNA of Oncorhynchus nerka (sockeye salmon), 1263 nucleotides long. It is a transcript of the gene plcxd1.1, whose product is annotated as phosphatidylinositol-specific phospholipase C, X domain containing 1. The transcript is spliced from 6 exons. The record is from RefSeq and is a predicted model, not a curated record. Gene Ontology annotation, molecular function: phosphoric diester hydrolase activity. NCBI's taxonomy places the organism in Eukaryota, Metazoa, Chordata, Actinopteri, Salmoniformes, Salmonidae. Gene Ontology annotation, biological process: lipid metabolic process.